This is a messenger RNA of Yarrowia lipolytica CLIB122, 606 nucleotides long. The record is from RefSeq and is a predicted model, not a curated record. Lineage: Eukaryota; Fungi; Ascomycota; Dipodascomycetes; Dipodascales.
AUGCGGCUGCUCGCAAUCAUUACUCUCUGCAAGACCAGUCUAGCGCUGUCUCAUCCCUCUGGAGGUGGAGGGGGAGACAUACCAUUCGACAACAUGAGACACAUGACAAGCGAGUCCAAGUGGAAAAGUGCAGAGAGUGAGCUACAAGGCUUCUACACUCGAAGUUCAUUACGCGAAGACGAGAUGAUGAGUCUCGACAGUGUGAUGGAAAAGAUAUCCGAGGGACAUCAUUCGACCUUCACCAAUUGGUCCCGUGACGUCAUACAAACGAGAGAAGCUGACGAUACACCCAAUGGUCUUGAAUUGAUUAACAGCACGGUAACUGCUGCUCCUACGACAAUCUCCAUCACCGAUAGUUCUAUUGAGACUGCCAUGGGGCAGAAUCCAGAGUCAACUUUUGACAACAUCGCCGCGCCCUCAAGGAACUCCGAAACCAAGCCAUUUACCGCUAGAUAUCCACUGGAGUCAGAUCCAACUCCAACUCCUUACUUCGAACCUAUGGCAAGCUCAGCUGCCCCUUCUCCUGCCUCGACAGGCAGUUCCAAUCACGCGCCGACUCAGUCAUUUGGUGUGGUUUUGCUUGCUCUCGGGGCAUUCUUCUUGUGA